This is a messenger RNA of Penicillium longicatenatum, 1641 nucleotides long. RefSeq lists its product as uncharacterized. The transcript has a single exon. The record is from RefSeq and is a predicted model, not a curated record. The coding region runs from base 1 to 1641 and encodes 546 amino acids. Lineage: Eukaryota; Fungi; Ascomycota; Eurotiomycetes; Eurotiales; Aspergillaceae.
AUGCUUUUCAUAUUCAAGAGAAAACGAGAAUCACUCCCUCUGCUGGCUCUUGCCUUUACGUCAUUGGCAGCUGGGACCCAUGCGACCAGAACCCCGUGUUCCUCUGGGCUUGCGCCAUACGUCCCCGGUGCUCUGGUCUUAUCGACUACAGCCAUAGAGCGACUGGAAAGCUCAGAUCCUCUCAGCGGUGAGGUUAUCACACCGGACGUCGACGUCUGUGAAGUGACUGUCACAUUGACACAUUUGGGAGAGAAUGAUAAAGUCAAUGUCUACAUAUCCCUGCCGUUAACAGGAUGGAAUGGUCGAUUCCAAGCUGUCGGCGGUGGAGGCUUUGCCAUGACCAAUGGAGAAGAAGAAAUUCACGCUGCAGUUUCCCAGGGCUAUGCGGCAGCGCAUACAGACGGAGGGUUUAUUCCAAACUCAAAGUCGCCAGAGACCUGGGCACUAGACCGCGAUGGAAAUGUCAACUGGUCCUUGUUUCUCAAUUUUGCCUCUCGCUCACUUCAUGACUUGGCAAUUGUUGGUAAAUCUGUUUCAACCUCCUUCUAUGGCAAGCCGCCCAAAUAUUCCUACUGGAAUGGUUGCUCUACCGGUGGCAGGCAAGGAUACAUGGAAGCUCAGAAGUACCCCGAAGACUUUGAUGGCAUCAUGGCGAACGCCCCUGCUAUCAAUUGGCAUAAAUUCAUUUCUGCUGAGCUCUGGGGCCAGUUUAUCAUGAAUCAAGAGCAGGUCUUCCCCACGAGAUGCGAAUACAGUGCUUUUAUCAAUGCGACACUCGCUGCCUGCGAUGGUCUCGAUGGAGUCGUUGAUGGCGUCAUUGAGAACCAGAAUGACUGCAAAUUUGACCCAUUCAGCUUGGUGGGUCGUGUGGUCACUUGUGAUGGGACUAGCUCUACCAUCUCCGAGCCUAUGGCUGCACUAAUCGAAAAACUCCACCAAGGCCCUCGCUCAGCAGAUGGAGAAUUUCUCUGGUAUGGACUGGCUUGGGGGACAUACUAUGACGAAACUCAAGUUGUUGGCCUUGCUAUGAAUGCGCAAAUCGAUGGAAAGCGUGUUGGCAUUCCCUUCCCAAUAUCCGAAAACUGGACCAAAUUCUUCAUCAAGCGUGAUCCAACAUUCAACACUUCGACUCUAACAUAUUCUGACUAUGAAGAUAUCUUUGCGUACUCAGCCGCUCAAUAUCAUGAUAUCAUCGGAACUGAUAAUCCGGAUCUCUCUGCCUUCAGUCGUCGAGGUGGAAAAUUACUUACGUGGCACGGCGUGGGUGAUACCCUCAUCUUCCCUGAAGGAACAACCGAUUACUACAAACGUGUGAAGGAAACUAUGGCUGGGGAGGAUAUUGACGAAUUUUAUCGUAUUUUUCUAGCGCCAGGUGUCGGACAUUGCCAUGGGGGCACUGGGCCUGUUCCCGUGGAUCCGUUGAGUCAACUAGUUGCCUGGGUGGAAGAAGGAAAGGCCCCAGAAACAAUGCCCGCACAGACUACAAAUGCAAAUGGUGCAACUGUCUCUCGAAAUAUCUGUCAGUUCCCUUUGGUUUCGUUGUACGAUGGUCAAGGCGAUCCCAAUCUAGCUGAGAGCUACACCUGCGCCUCAAACUUCGCGGUCAAGGAACCAACGCCAGAGAUCAAGGACGAGCUGUAG